Molecule: messenger RNA, 1575 nt
Organism: Penicillium nucicola
Lineage: Eukaryota; Fungi; Ascomycota; Eurotiomycetes; Eurotiales; Aspergillaceae
Product: tannase and feruloyl esterase
Exons: 1
Coding region: 1-1575 (524 amino acids)
Source: RefSeq, a predicted model, not a curated record
AUGUUGCUCUCGCUCAACACAUUGCUUCCUCUGGGUGCGAUCCUCGCAGAGAUUGCAUCCGCCUCCAGAUGUUCGCCAGCCGUGAUCGAAAAACCAGACUUGCUUGGAGCUUCGAUAAUCAAUGUUGAUGCCCAGGAAGCCCAUAACUACUCCGCCGUCAGCAUUGGCCCUGGAAGUAACGAGGGUGGCCGGUAUACCAUCAGUUUCUGCAACGUCACUGUUACCUACACCCACCCUGGCUGGAACGACACGGUUCAUACCCAAGUUUGGCUUCCGCUCAAGGGGUGGAAUGGCAGGUUCCAAGCCCUAGGUGGUGGAGGCUACAGCACUGGAUUUGGUUCCACCUAUCUCACAUAUUCAGUCGCAACCGGAUUUGCAUCUGCCUCUACCGAUGGAGGUCUUCCUGCUGGCAAUGGGAAAGACGCUAUUCCUACAGACCUUUCAUGGGCUCUCUCCAGUGAAAAUAAUGUCAAUUGGCUUCUAUUGGAGAACUACGCCUCCACGGCAACAAACGAUAUGGCCUUGAUCGGACAACAAAUCACCGAAUCUUACUACAAAAAGGCCCCGAAGUAUUCCUAUUUCGCUGGAUGCUCGGGUGGUGGACGGCAAGGACUUUUGAUGGCACAGAAGUACCCGGACGUCUUUGAUGGAAUCCUGGCCAUCUCUCCUGCUGUCAACAUCGAAGCCUUCAUUCCUGCAGGCCUGUGGCCAUCGCAGCUCAUGGAUGAAGACGAACAUUACCCAUCGCCAUGUGAGAUUGAGGCUUUCACCCAGGCAGCCGUUGCAGCAUGUGACCGUCUUGAUGGAGUUGAAGAUGGCAUUAUUAGCGAUCCAGAUCGAUGCCACAUUACUGCCUACGACCUGGUCGGAAAGAAAUACACUUGCAACGGAAUCCAACGCAAAUUCACUUCCUCCAGUGCAAAGAUAAUCCAAGCUGCUUGGUCGGGCUCCCGCUCUGUUUCCAAGAACUAUGGCUGGUCUGGGGUCAACAAAGACGCCACCAUUGGAACUUACUAUGUUCCCACUGAAUGCUCUACGAAUAGUACAUGCCACGCAAGCGAUAGCGCUCUGUUUGGUAGCUGGUUCAAGUAUCUUGUUGCCAAGGACUCGAACUUCCUGAGCAACAAUAUGACUCGAAAUGAAUUCUUCGAAGCCUUGCAUUCUUCAGUCGUUGAUUACUCGUCAAUGCUUGCCACGAAUGACCCUGAUCUAUCCCAGUUCCGGGCUAAUGGUGGCAAGAUGAUCACUUGGCAUGGACUGGCAGACGAAGCUAUCCCACCGAAUGGAACCAUCGCAUACUACGAGGAAGUGCUCAAGAGUGAUCCCAAAGCUCAUGACUUCUAUCGAUUCUUUGAAGCCCCUGGUGUUGGUCACUGCUAUGGUGGACUUGGACCUAUUCCAAACGGUGCAAUGUCCCAGCUCAUGGAAUGGGUUGAAAAAGAUCAUACUCCUGUUACUUUGCAUGCCACCAAAGGUAGCAACAACACAGCUCGCGAUCUUUGCCCUUAUCCUCUUCGCCAAAAGUUCAUUGGAGGAGAUUCCAGAAAUGCGACUUCCUUUACCUGUGCUAAAUAG